AUGGACCCACGAGGAUCUGGCUCCGGGUCUAAACCCAGACCUGGACCCAGGCCUGGACCUGCUCCCAGCUCUCAGUCUCUGAAAAGUGACCGGUCCAAAUUCCUUCCUCCAGACUUCAGAGAAGAUGGUCCUGAAGAUCAGAGAGUCAGCAUCCUUGGGGGUGUGGUUUGCGGUGACCUCAUCGGCCUGAACACCGCUGAUAGGGAUCCAGGUCCAAAGGAGCCGCUGGACGCCAUCUUGAGGCGUCUGCAAGAGGACGUGGUGACUUUUGUCAAAGAGCAGCUGCAGAGGAUCCAAAGGCUCCUGGCCUCAGAUUACCCAGAAUGCUCUGAGAGUGAGGAGGAGAGCAGAGAGGUUCUGAAGAUCGCCCUGGACUUCCUGAAGAGGAUGAAGCAGGAUGAGCUGGUCCAGCGCCUGCAGAGCAGAAGCACUGUUGGAGUUUGUAGAGAUGAACUGAAGAAGCAGCUGCAGCAGAAGUUCAGCCGUGUGUUUGAGGGCGUGGCUAAAGCAGGAGACUCCGCCCCCCUGACCCAGAUCUACACAGAGCUCUACAUCACAGAGGGCGGGGCCUCAGAGGUCAACCAGGAACAUGAGACCUUCUACAGCUCUGGACAGAACCUGCUGAAGACACCACAGUCCUCUGAGAACCUGCUGAAGACACCACAGUCCUCUGAGAACCUGCUGAAGACACCACAGUCCUCUGAGAACGUGCUGAAGACACCACAGUCCUCUGAGAACCUGCUGAAGACACCACAGUCCUCUGAGAACCUGCUGAAGACACCACAGUCCUCUGAGAACCUGCUGAAGACACCACAGUCCUCUGAGAACCUGCUGAAGACACCACAGUCCUCUGAGAACCUGCUGAAGACACCACAGUCCUCUGAGACCCUGCUGAAGACACCACAGUCCUCUGAGAACCUGCUGAAGACACCACAGUCCUCUGAGAACGUGCUGAAGACACCACAGUCGUCUGAGAACGUGCUGAAGACACCACAGUCGUCUGAGAACGUGCUGAAGACACCACAGUCCUCUGAGAACCUGCUGAAGACACCACAGUCCUCUGAGUCUGAGGGAACUUUCUACAUCUGUGCUGUGGACCAGGCCUUACAGAGUCCAAACGGACACCUGGACCUGUUCCUGCGCUUCCUCCUGGGGCUGUCUCUGCCGACCAAUCAGAGGCUGCUGUCAGACUCAGACCUGCAGGACUUUGACCUGAGGACAUACCAGGCCUCAGAGACAGGUCUCCUGGGUCUGCUGCCGGUGGUCAGAGCCUCCACCAAAGUCCUGUUGAGGGACAGUGGACUGUCCCCUCACAGCUGUGGUCCUCUGGCCUCAGUCCUCAGCUCCUCCAGUCUCACACACCUGGAUCUGAGUAACAACGACCUCCAGGACUCAGGAGUGGAGCUGCUGUGUUCUGGACUGAAGAGCGCCCCCUGUGGACUGCACACUCUCAGGCUGUCUGGAUGUCUGAUCUCAGAGAGGGGCGGGGCUGCUCUGGCCUCAGCUCUAAGCCCCGCCCCCUCCCAUCUGAGAGAGUUGGACCUGAGCUACAACCAUCCAGGAGGUUCAUCAGAGCUGCUGAAGGCUCUACAGGACGACCCACACUGCCCCCUGCAGGAACUCAGGUUGGAUCCUGCUGGAGAACAGUGGAUGGUUCCAGGUCUGAGGAAGUAUUCCUGUCGAGUGUCUGUGUUCCUGGACUCUGAGGCUGGAUCUCUGUCCUUCUAUGAGGUCCUCUCUGAUGGAGAACUGUUCCACCUCCACACCUUCACCUCCUCCUUCUCUGAGCCUGUGUUUCCUGGGUUUGGACUGAGGUCUGAAGGUUCCUCUGUGUCUGUGGUGGAUCUGAGGAGAGCGCCCCCUGCUGGACUGAGGUCUGAAGGUUCCUCUGUGUCUGUGGUGGAUCUGAGGAGAGCGCCCCCUGCUGGACUGAGGUCUGAAGGUUCCUCUGUGUCUGUGGUGGAUCUGAGGAGAGCGCCCCCUGCUGGACUGGGGUCUGAAGGUUCCUCUGUGUCUGUGGUGGAUCUGAGGAGAGCGCCCCCUGCUGGACAAUACAAUACUUCUUCUUAA
Knipowitschia caucasica is the source of this 2070-nucleotide messenger RNA. Lineage: Eukaryota; Metazoa; Chordata; Actinopteri; Gobiiformes; Gobiidae. The record is from the annotation of a GenBank genome assembly.